UCAUCAUCAUCAUGGAGAUCAACCCCAACAAUAUUUCCUCAAGAACCGAAAGAAAACUCAUUGAGAGGAACAGGAGAUGUCAAAUGAAAAUUCUCUAUGACAAGCUCAAUUCUCUUAUCCCACAUUACAACUCUAGGGAAUCAACAUCAUCGCUUCCUGAUCAACUAGAAGAAGCGGCUAAGUACAUAAAAAGGUUACAAACAAACUUGGAGAGAAUGAAGCAGGAGAGAAGGCUUACUAGGAGCAAGCAGCAGCAGCAAUGGCUCGAAAUCACCUCGAGUCGCGAGAUUCAUGAAAUGGGUUCUUCUCUGGUGAUCGGUUUAACGACCGACCGCGAAAAACAGUUCGUUUUCAAGGAGAUGGUUCGAGUUCUACAUGAAGAAGGAGCUGACAUUGUUAAUGCCGGUUUCUCUGUUGUUGACGACACUGCUUUCCACACAAUACAUUUCACGGUAGGCAUGCAUGAUGGUCGUGCUGUCAUUUCUUUUCCGUACGUUGUGAAUCUUCAAUGUAGUAGGAGCCCGAGGUUGAAGCCAUCUUUCUCGGUUGAUAGAGAAAGUCCAAUUGAGUUCAAGGUCCAAUUUCCAAGUCUGGUUCAUAAAGCCAAGGUCCAAAAGGAAGCCCGUCUGCCUGACCUAGCAGAGGAGAACCCAAUUGAGAAUGCAGGACUGACCCUGCCUACAUACACAUUAGGAUUUCAGACUUUAGCAUUGGCUUCUCAUGGGGAAGACCAUUGGAUCAAGAUACCAAUGGAUUGCUAUGAUUCAUCAGGGAGAUUGAAAGAUAACAUUUUAGCUGAUGCAUUACCUAAAGGUGAGUAUGACAUGAGUGCAUCUUUUAAUGUUUCUGACUUAUCUCCGUUUGAUGUUUCAGAUAUGGACGAAUCUUUUUAA
Hibiscus syriacus is the source of this 893-nucleotide messenger RNA. RefSeq names its product transcription factor bHLH162-like. Lineage: Eukaryota; Viridiplantae; Streptophyta; Magnoliopsida; Malvales; Malvaceae. Gene Ontology annotation, biological process: regulation of transcription by RNA polymerase II. Gene Ontology annotation, molecular function: protein dimerization activity; RNA polymerase II transcription regulatory region sequence-specific DNA binding; DNA-binding transcription factor activity, RNA polymerase II-specific. The transcript has 5 exons. Gene Ontology annotation, cellular component: RNA polymerase II transcription regulator complex. The record is from RefSeq and is a predicted model, not a curated record. Bases 12 to 893 code for a protein of 293 amino acids.